Scleropages formosus (Asian bonytongue) is the source of this 3949-nucleotide messenger RNA. It is a transcript of the gene clcn3, whose product is annotated as chloride channel 3. Gene Ontology annotation, cellular component: plasma membrane; Golgi apparatus; early endosome. Gene Ontology annotation, biological process: chloride transport; transmembrane transport. The transcript is spliced from 13 exons. Bases 324 to 2852 code for a protein of 842 amino acids. Gene Ontology annotation, molecular function: voltage-gated chloride channel activity; chloride:proton antiporter activity. The record is from RefSeq and is a predicted model, not a curated record. Lineage: Eukaryota; Metazoa; Chordata; Actinopteri; Osteoglossiformes; Osteoglossidae.
UACCUGACCGCUGGGCUAAGAACGAGCGCGGCGGAGCCAUUGGUCUCGGGCCAGAUGGUCGCCCUGGCAACGGGGCCCACCCCCGCUUGGCCCGCCUGCCGAUGACAUCACCCGGCCGGGAGCGUUGAGCAGCUGCAGUGAGAGGCAGGCGGCCUCGGCUUCUGGGCGCCUGCGCAUAGACGCACGCACGCACACACACACACACACACACACACUGUGGAAGCCUGGUAAACAUGGCCGCUUCACUCCCCGCUGGCGUCACACACCAACGAGUCGGGACAGGCGCACCGUGAGCUGUCCUGACAGCCUCAACCAGCACACCCAUGGACAUGUCGGCCGACCCCUACUUGCCCUACGAUGGUGGAGGGGAGGCCAUUCCGCUGGAGGAGUUGUCCACGCGAGGGGGUAACUACAGCAUGUCGAAUGGGGGAAACGCAGCCAGCAGCUCCACCCACCUUCUGGACCUGCUUGAUGAACCCAUCCCAGGAGUGGGCACCUACGAUGACUUCCACACCAUCGACUGGGUGCGCGAGAAGUGCAAGGACCGCGAGCGUCACCGCAAGAUCAACAGUAAGAAGAAGGAGUCUGCGUGGGAGUUCACCAAGAGUCUAUACGACGCCUGGUCCGGUUGGCUCGUCGUCACACUCACAGGACUGGCCUCAGGCGCGCUGGCAGGCGUGAUCGACAUCGCCGCGGACUGGAUGAACGACCUGAAGGAGGGCGUCUGCCUCAGCGCUUUGUGGUUCAACCACGAGCAGUGCUGCUGGGGCUCCAACGAGACCACCUUCGCCGAGCGGGACAAGUGCCCGCAGUGGAAGACCUGGGCAGAGCUGAUCCUGGGUCAGGCUGAGGGCCCCGGCUCCUACAUCAUGAACUACUUCAUGUACACAUACUGGGCCCUGGCCUUCGCCUUCCUGGCCGUAUCUCUCGUCAAAGUGUUUGCGCCGUACGCCUGCGGCUCGGGGAUUCCAGAGAUCAAGACCAUCCUGAGCGGCUUCAUCAUUCGCGGGUACCUGGGCAAGUGGACGCUCAUGAUCAAGACCAUCACACUGGUGCUGGCCGUGGCUUCGGGCCUCAGCCUGGGCAAGGAGGGUCCUCUGGUGCACGUGGCCUGCUGCUGCGGCAACAUCUUCUCCUACCUCUUCCCCAAGUACAGCAAGAACGAGGCCAAGAAGAGGGAGGUGCUGUCCGCGGCGUCGGCAGCCGGAGUGUCCGUGGCUUUUGGAGCUCCUAUCGGAGGGGUGCUUUUCAGUUUGGAAGAGGUGAGCUACUACUUCCCCCUGAAGACGCUGUGGCGCUCCUUUUUUGCCGCCCUAGUGGCCGCCUUCGUGCUGCGCUCCAUCAACCCCUUCGGCAACAGCCGCCUGGUCCUCUUCUACGUGGAGUACCACACGCCCUGGUACCUCUUUGAGCUCUUCCCCUUCAUCCUGCUGGGCGUCUUUGGCGGCCUCUGGGGCGCCUUCUUCAUCCGCGCCAACAUAGCUUGGUGCCGGCGGCGCAAGUCGACGCGUUUCGGCAAGUAUCCCGUGCUGGAGGUGAUCGCCGUGGCGGCCAUCACGGCCAUCGUGGCCUUCCCCAACCCGUACACGCGCCAGAACACAAGCGAGCUCAUCAAGGAGCUCUUCACCGACUGCGGGCCCCUCGAGUCCUCGCAGCUGUGCCAGUACCGCAGCCAGAUGAACGGCAGCCGGGCCUUCUCGGACGCCACCGAGGCCACGGCAACGCCCGGCGUCUAUUCGGCCAUGUGGCAGCUCUGCCUGGCACUCAUCUUCAAGAUCAUCAUGACCAUCUUCACCUUCGGCCUCAAGGUUCCCUCGGGCCUCUUCAUCCCCAGCAUGGCCAUCGGGGCCAUCGCCGGGCGCAUCGUGGGCAUCGCCGUCGAGCAGCUCGCCUACUACCACCACGACUGGUUCCUCUUCAAGGAGUGGUGUGAGGUGGGGGCCGACUGCAUCACGCCAGGGCUCUACGCCAUGGUGGGGGCCGCAGCCUGUCUGGGAGGUGUGACUCGAAUGACCGUCUCCCUGGUGGUCAUCGUGUUCGAGUUGACCGGAGGCCUGGAGUACAUCGUCCCCCUCAUGGCGGCGGUGAUGACCAGCAAGUGGGUGGGCGACGCCUUUGGCCGCGAGGGCAUCUACGAGGCGCACAUCCGUCUCAACGGCUACCCCUUCUUGGACGCCAAGGAGGAGUUCACGCACACGACGUUGGCCUCGGAGGUGAUGCGGCCUCGUCCCGGUGACCCGCCCCUGGCCGUGCUCACGCAGGACGACCUGACCGUGGAAGACCUGCAGACGGUCAUCAACGAGACCAGUUACAACGGCUUUCCCGUCAUCGUCUCCAAGGAGUCGCAGCGUCUGGUGGGCUUUGCCCUGCGGAGGGACAUCACUAUCGCCAUUGAGAACGCGCGGCGCAAGCAGGAGGGCAUCGUGCGCAACUCGCGGGUCUACUUCACGCAACACGCGCCCACGCUGCCCGCCGACAGCCCGCGGCCCCUCAAGCUGCGCAGCAUCCUUGACAUGAGCCCCUUCACUGUCACGGACCACACGCCCAUGGAGAUCGUGGUGGACAUCUUCCGCAAGCUGGGCCUCAGGCAGUGCCUCGUCACGCACAACGGGAUUGUGUUGGGAAUCAUCACCAAGAAGAACAUAUUAGAGCACCUGGAGGAAUUAAAGCUGCGCACGGAGCCCCUGGCGCCUCCUUGGCAUUAUCACAAAAAAAGACAUCCUGCGUCACAUGGCCCAGAUGGCAAACCUCGACCCCGAGUCCAUCAUGUUCAACUAGUGGGCGCCUUGCAGGAGCGAGACCCCGACACCGAGGACGAGGAGAUGUGCCUGCUGCACGGCUCCGACCUCUGACCCCAGGGAGCCCCUCCCCAACACUACGCCCACCGCGCUCGUGACGAUGACGAAGACUCCCUUUGCUGAGGGGGGCGCGGUGUCCCCUGCUGGCCCCGCCCACUGAGUGGGGGCCCCUAGAGGGGCAAGCGGUCGCACCUGAAGGACCCACAUCUGUCGCUGCUACAGACGGCGCUACGGGACGGCCCUCCCCGACCUUCACGCAACUGUUUACCUGUGACGUGUGUGUGUGUGCCAGACCACAUCAACAUUCCAGCCAGGUUGUCACAGCGAUCCUCAGACGCAUGCCCCCCCACCCCCCAUGUCCGCCAGCCCUUACGUCAACAUAUUUCUGUUAAAAUGAAUGGCAGAGACGAGAAUUUUUUUGAAGAAGGUGUUUAUAUGUUCCUUAGAGAGAGAGUGUGUGUGUGUGUGUGUGUGUGUGUGUGUGUGUGUGUGUGUGUGUGUGUGUGUGUGUGUGUGUGAGAGAGAGCAAGAGAAAGAACCAGUGAUUUUCAGUGCUGGACAACUGGACUCUGUUCUCACAGCAAUGUGCAAAAGGGAUGUGGCUCAUUAGCAUACUGUACACUUAUUUCUUUGUCUGUCCCCUGAGUGGCCAAAGGUGGACAGUAGUUAUCCUGCGCAAAUGGACAGCAACGGAACUGAAAGCAGAGCGCGCGCGCGCACACACACACACACACACACACAGGGCACUGCACUGCCCCACACUUUCUUGGGGACGCUUCCACUCUUUUGUCCCCACACACACACACACCUGUGCAGGCCAUAGGAGUCCUGCAAUGUUUGGUUUCCAUGGCAAUGUGCUCAGAACUUUACCCGCUAAGAAGAGCUCGAGUCUUCGCCGGGGCUCGGCGUUUCCCCCGUUCUUUGCGUCCCAGUGACUAUCGCUGUCGGUUCCUGACGAAAGAGUCGUCUUCGUUCACCUGCCUGUGGUGUUUUGCCGCCUAACACUCUACUCAGUACUGAUCUCGGUGUUUCUCCUUUUUUAUUUAUUAGCUUUAGAGCUGUACUUGAUGAAGAAUUUUACGUAUGAUUACAUUGAUGGUUUGAUUGUACAUUUAAAACAAAUGUAAAAAUUAAAAUUUGUUUUAAACUCA